Gossypium raimondii (Peruvian cotton) is the source of this 2131-nucleotide messenger RNA. RefSeq names its product AT-hook motif nuclear-localized protein 15. Bases 810 to 1742 code for a protein of 310 amino acids. Gene Ontology annotation, molecular function: minor groove of adenine-thymine-rich DNA binding; DNA-binding transcription factor activity. The record is from RefSeq and is a predicted model, not a curated record. Lineage: Eukaryota; Viridiplantae; Streptophyta; Magnoliopsida; Malvales; Malvaceae. The transcript has a single exon. Gene Ontology annotation, cellular component: nucleus.
GCAUACCCCAUACAACAACUUGUUAAAAUAUAGAAAAAAGAGAUCACCAUUUCAAUCUUUUUCAAAAAACCAAGAACAGUAAAAGAAAACCAGCCUCUGCAAAACCGCCAUAAACACCAUUAUUCCAUAGAAAAAAACCAAGGGGUUUUCGACAAUAAUGGUAUAAUCGUACCACAAAUACCCAGUGUGAAAAAGAAGUUGGGUGAUAUUUAGCUUUCAAAAAACGUACACUUUCACAACCAGGGUCAGCUCUGCCACACGAAGGAAGCAACAACAACAACAACGAGAGGACCCCUACCACCACCUUUUUCACCUUCCUGAAAUCAAGCGAGUCUCUGUGUGUCUCCGCGUGUGUGUGUUUUUUUCUUCACCGUACUUAGCUGAAAGAUCUUAUUGUUCUUUUUUUUUUUUUGAUUUGAUCCUUUUUCUUAUGUUGAAACGUACUAGAAAAAGGAAAAAAAAUUACCCAACUUGUUCUUAUAAUUUAAGCUAGGGCUUUUGUUUUUUUUCUUGAAAAGAGGGGUUUUUGGAUCUGAUUUGUGAGGUUACUGGUUAGGGUUUUUUUUGUUUGUUUUUGGUUUUUUCAUGCAAAAACAAGGGGAACCCAUGUCUUGAAUGUCUGGUUUUGUAAUAAUAGAUAAGGUUUUGGGGGACCUUUUGUUUGUAUAUGAACUAGAUUUCGGGGGUUUCUUUGUCAUUGGAGAGAUCUAUCAAACAAACAAGGAAAGGUAACAAAGCAAAUCCCAUAUCGAUUUUGAAUUUUAUUGCUUUUUUUGAUUCUUCUUUGUUGUUUUUGGCUUGAAAAAAACAUGGCUUGGUGGGCUGGUAAUGUAGCAAUGAGAGGUGGUAUUGGUUCAAUACCUUCUUCAACCCCAUCUCUUCAUCUUAGAAACCCAUCUGAAGAUCAUCAAAUGGCUGUUUUUAGAGCUAAUAUUCGUCCUUCAAAUGAAGAUCAUCAUCAUCAACAAGAAGAUAACAAUGAAGAUAGUAGAGAUAAUGUUGAACCAGAUGACCAAACCCAAGGUGUUGAAACCAUUGAACCUGGUUCAAGUUCAGGUUCUCGUCGUCCUAGGGGUAGACCACCUGGUUCAAAAAACAAGCCUAAACCACCUGUUGUUAUUACAAAAGAAAGCCCUAAUUCACUUCGCAGCCAUGUCCUUGAAAUCGCUAGCGGCAGUGAUAUUGCUGAGUGUAUUGCUAAUUUUGCUCAGCGCCGCCACUGUGGUGUUUCGGUUUUAAGCGGCAGUGGUGUUGUCAUCAAUGUUACCCUCCGCCAACCAGCUGCUCCUAGUGGUGUGAUUACUUUACAUGGAAGAUUCGAGAUUUUGUCUUUAUCCGGUGUGUUUUUGCCUACACCGUCACCACCGGGUGCGACGGGGAUCACGGUGUAUUUAGCCGGUGGGCAAGGGCAAGUGGUCGGAGGGAGUGUCGUCGGGGUUUUGGAAGCGUCGGGGCCGGUGAUGGUCAUCGCGGCGACAUUCACCAAUGCGGUUUACGAGAAGUUGCCUAUCGAGGAAGAAACUAGCGGAGAAGGCGGUGGUGGCGGUGGUGGCAGCGAGCAGAAUAACAACAAUAGUAGUAAUGACGGUGGUGAUGGGAAUUCAGGGUCUCAAUCUCAAGAUCAACACCACCAAGGGGGUUCAAUGCCUAUGUAUAAUUUGCCUCCAAAUUUGAUGCAUAAUGGACAAAUGCCACACGAUCUGUUUUGGGGACCUCCACCGCGGCCGCCCCCGUCUUAUUAACCCGAAAGCAGCCUGGUUUUUGGUGCAAAAAAUUGUUAAGGGGUUCAUUUUUUUUCCAUGUAAGAUUAGUGACAAAAGGUAGGGCUUUUUUUAUUAUUAUAUAUAUAUAUAUAUGUUUAUAUAGUUUCUUAUCUUUUGUAGAACUUAGUUAAACUUUGUUUUGGGGUGUAGCAAUGUAUCUCUUUUUGAUGAAUUAGGCAAACAAAAUGAAGUUUCUCCCCCUAUUGAACAAAUUGUUUUUGGUUAGUGAUUUUUUUAUAUUUUUAACACAAUUUUAUGAAUUUUUUGGUAGAAGAUUGAAUUUUGAUGAUGUAGGAAAAAAAGAGAAAAGAUUGAAGAAUUGAGUUGAAGAAUUGCAAGGAUGUAUGAUAUUCAUAUAUCAUUCUAUA